UUGCUAUGUGUUUAAUAUAGAAACGGAAACUUCGGCUUGAACUAUGUUAAAAAGGAAACCUAUUUUUACACAUGUUUAAGCGCUCAAUAAAUUACGCCGUAAGAUGUGUUUUAGAAAGGGGUUUGGAGAUGUAAACCACUCUUUAUGACAACAAUGGAGAGACAGGUAGCCCUUUUCGUAUUAUUUAAUCUAAUCCAAAACACUGUAACAGUUGGUUUUCUCCCGGCAAAAUGUUCUACAGAAAAGGACGUGAUCACUUGCUUGAAUCAGACCUAUAUAACUCCUCAAAGCUUUCCAUCAACUAUGGUUGAACUUCGUCUGACGCAUUCAGCGAUCAUCAAUAUACAGAGUGGAUUUCUUCAGGCUCUGACCAGAGUUGCUCCCAAUUUGAGAGCAAUCAUAAUCAGUUCAUCAGAUAUCACAUACAUGCAUGCCUGUUCAUUUUCCACUGCUUCUAACCUAAGUCAAAUAUUGGUCAAGGAUUCCAGCAUACAAGAAAUCGUGCAAAAUGCGUUCUCGGACCUGAAGUCUGUACAAAAAAUCGAAUUCAUUAAUGUUCGUAUCAAAGAAAUUUCCAAGCUGGCUUUUCAUGGAGUUCAAGGUGUCGAGCUGUUCAAAAUGGAUAAACUAACAGUGACGAAUAUGAGUUACGCUUCUUUUGCCGAGCUUGACGAGGUACGUGUCCUACAGCUGACCAACUCUUACAUUCAGUUAAUGGAGAGCCAGGCUAUAGUCAAUCUUAAAUCAGUCUCCUCGAUCCAGAUCACAGGGAAUACAUUCAAGUCCACGCUGUGUGGAUUCAACAUACUUCAACCGGGUCUGGAUUUUACGAACAACAACCUGACAUGCAAUACCAAUAUGACCGCCACUCUUAGUUCUGCUGGAAACAACAGAUGUCUCUGGAACGUUAAGGAUAUGUGCCCGGAGUUAAAAGACACUGGUAUAGUAAAACACAGCUACGACUGUCAAACUAUAACCCUUGAUGAGGGCAUUCGACCAGUGUCCCAAGAUGAAAUUUUUGACAUAGAGAACUCAGAAGACCCCAACAACUGUGGAAUAAGCAAUCUCUGCACAUUCAGAACUUCAUUCUUCUGGAUUAUAUAUAGUGUACUUAUUUCAUUUGUUGCCUGAUAUUGCUUUCCAUUAUCCAUAUAUAUGUAUGAGGUAUGAAUCAGUCCUUAACCAUUCUAUGAAUAAUAUAUACAGUAAAAACGUUUAAAGCAAUCAUGGAUAGAGGUGAAAUGACUGAAUGAAAUCCGCUACAAUACUUUCUCCUAGGUCUGCAUUAGGUCCUAUCUAGAUAUUGGUUAAUUUACUAAAUUUAUUUAAUACCAUAAAAUAAAAUUAAAUCAAACACCAACUUAACAAUAAACUUAUCCCUAAAAUU
This is a messenger RNA of Saccostrea cuccullata (small rock oyster), 1387 nucleotides long. RefSeq lists its product as uncharacterized. The transcript is spliced from 2 exons. NCBI's taxonomy places the organism in Eukaryota, Metazoa, Mollusca, Bivalvia, Ostreida, Ostreidae. The coding region runs from base 145 to 1131 and encodes 328 amino acids. The record is from RefSeq and is a predicted model, not a curated record.